Spirometra erinaceieuropaei is the source of this 21063-nucleotide messenger RNA. NCBI's taxonomy places the organism in Eukaryota, Metazoa, Platyhelminthes, Cestoda, Diphyllobothriidea, Diphyllobothriidae. The record is from the annotation of a GenBank genome assembly.
AUGAAGAGCACCGCCGCCCUUAACUUACCCACCUUCAGUCCUUUAGGCAAGUUCUCCCUUGUGUUUGCACUUCUUUUGAUCCACCCCCCAUGCCCCAUAUGUGCGCAAUGUUUUGCCGUCCAAAUUGAUGAAAAUAACUAAUUUCCCCAUCAUAUCAGUGCGGGUUUGUAAGCGGUCAUUUAAUCCUCCCUGGCAUCACUUUGUCAUCGGUAGUCCUGGUUGAACCUUAAUACUGUGACAUUCUCUUUUAUAAAGUGCCAAAGACAUAGCCAAUUUUAUUCGACAGGCUUAAUUCUGGUUGAUUAUAUAUUUUCCGGGCGUAUUUCUAGAACUGGAUUUUGCCAACAAAGUUAGUGCCUUCUACGGUUCUGCAGAGUCCUUGUUAAUUAAAACUCCUACUCCUUCCCUAGGUUAGAUUUUAAAACUCGAUCUGCGGCGUUGUGAAAAGCCACAAUGUAUUCUGUUACGCAGUAUCCCUCAGGGGAACCAGGCUUGUUUUUUUUCGUAAAUGAUCUUCCUUUAAAAUUUUACUGACCAUGCCUUAGCAGUCGCUACCAGCACUUAUGAGACGCUGAUUGAAAUCCCAAACAGACUCUAGAGUGUAAAAGAUAGCCCAGGAUGGGUUGCGCGAAUGAUUUAAAUGCUCCAUUGCAAGUCACUUGUCGGCUGUUGGUUAAAUGUCUUCCUGUCAUUUGUGCUGAUCAAACUUGAAUAAAACUUGUAAAUAAAGUGGAAUGGAUGAAGAGGCCCACCAACCCACUAUGCCGUCCAACUCGAAAACUCUCCGGCGAAUUCUGUCGGGUCAUAUUUGCCGAGAGUCAACGAAGCCAGCCGGUGCAAGCUCUUGCCAAGCAAGAUGAACGACUAUUACCUUGGCUCAUUGGACAUAAAAUAGUUAAUUACUUAUAUUCCUGGUAUCGUCUAGAGGGUCUAGGUUUUAGUUUGUUUUCAUUAAUUUUGCAAAAGGCGUUCUUCUUCCUUCUAACUUGACAUUCGUUUUCAUACCGACAACUGCAUGCUUUGUUUAUCUUGUCAUAUCUGGGCGUCUCAUUGACUUUCCUUUCAAACCGAGUGACUGAAUCACGACUACUCUGCUGAAUAUUCACACAUUCAUUAGUACGCCGUGUCACUCUUCACAGUUGGGGAUAUUGAGUGUCCCCUCUGGUUCAUUGCACUAACUCUGGAUGCCAGUUUUACUUGUGAAUCACCUUUCUUUCAUUAGGAAUUUCGUGUUUAGCGUGUUUGCUUAGGCUCUUAUAAGUGGAUUCUGCAUUUUCAGCAUUUCAUCUGCCACUUUGAGUGCAACCGUUAGAUUAAUUUUUCUUCGUACUCUCAUUUGUGAUAUUUUGUACCCUGUCAGAACACGCGAUUGCUGAAAAGCGGUCAGAGUUGCGUGUCUAUCGCGACCUGCUUUUCCAACAAAUCUGCGACCUAAAAAAGAACCUGGACGAGAGGGAGAAUGACACGCAAUUGAAAUCUAAGGUGAGUCUCCACACCAAUGUGCUAAGCACCUUACUGCUAUGCUGCCUUCACCGACCAUAAUUUUUCGUCCUCGCACAGCAUCUACUGACAGUUUUUCCAUUUUUUCUAAGGUUAUUCACUGCGUGUAAACUGCAGUCCGCCGUUACAGCUAUGGCUCUUUCCUGUUUUUUUGCCAGCCAAAAAGCAAGUUCAUGGGAAUUUGUAGGUGCGCCUAGUUGCGGGUUUUUUGUAGAAGUUGGGGUGGAGACCGUGGAAAGUUCACAACGCCUUCACUCCUAGGUGUGGAAAGAGUUAGCUGUUGGUUGUGAAGCGGUCUGGACCUUCAUGGCCAGAGCUUGCACUACGUUCCUCGGAGGGGAAAGGAUAUGUGGCUUGCCGCCAUGCGCGUAGCGUAUGACUAGACGGCCGAAUAUGUACCAUUAUGGAGGCUGAACUUGAGGGAUUUUACGGGGACCCUAGAGUGAUAUUUUGGUAGACAGUGGGUUCCGCUAGACUGAAGCACUUUGGCUAUUAAGGGGACCGCAAUCGCGAAGUGCAACUGGAAGAGCCGAGUCACUGUACUUAUUUCUGCGUUGAAUGUGGUGUACAGAGGGUGACGGUCAAGAAAAGCCUACGAAAUUUUCGAGUCGAGAUCUACUGACUCAGUUACCCUUAAGAAAGUUAAACAAUGAUGUUUAAAGUGAGGAUUCAGGAAAAAGGUAAUGCUAGCGGAAAGGUACUGUGUAGUGAGAUGAUGAGCAAUCAAUUUAUGUUUGAAACCGAAGGCAGUUGCUAAUCAAACAAAAGUCCUAUUGUUCACUGCGGACUUGGACUCGGCCUCCUGGGUUUCCAAAGUGACGCGCACAGAUCUAUUCCGUUAGGGAAGUAGUCUUAACACUGCGCCAGAUAGUAGGCACUUUGAAUUUGGAGUGAUACAUUGAUGUUUUGGCAGAUUUUUGAAUUAUUCAUAUUGACCCAACUGUGAGAAACUCGGCGCCUCGGUGGGAUUCGAACCCACGCAGUAAGGGGAAGGCUUUAGCGCAGCCAACACUCUAACCACCUGAGCUACGAAUCCCACCGAGGCGCCGAGUUUUUCACAGUUCGGUCAAUAUGAAUUUGGAGUGAUAAUCGCAGAGUUCUUGUGAAUUAACAUAUUUUUUUACGUGUACUUAAUCUACUGAGUCUGAAAUGUUAACGAUGGUUGCUUUGUUCACAGACGGGACGACUGCUUUUUCAGUGACACUACUCUACUCGCGCACUGCAUCGGUUAGAGUUAAAAAGCACUCGAGCAGGCUUUUUCAGUGCUCUGCUACCUCCCCUUUGAAUGUCUUCUGCAAAACAUUGGUGCUCUUUUCCCGUUUUUGUAAAUCAACAUCUUGGUUUCUGGAUUUUUUUUUUACUCAGCAGCAAGUAAUACUCUGUAGCCUCCUCUCCAUGGUAAGCUCAUAAGGGAGACCCUUAAUUUGAACUAAUAAAUAGCCUCUGACUAGUAUGACGCUCUAAAAAUCUUUGAACGCCCCCUACCGAGGUGUGUAACACUCGACAAGUGGAGUUCAUUCACCCGUAUCUAUAAUCCUUUUGUAAAGGCAGUUUGCUUAUGUUCACUUGCGUGGCCACGGAUGUGCCCUCUAUAGGCUUUGGCGCCUUAGGGGUAGGUCAGCUGGCCCCAUGUGCAUUUUUCUGGAGGAGGGGGGAGGGCUUUAGCCGGUUGUGGUGCUGAUGAUGCUGGCGAUGAUUAUGGUGGAAGUAAGGGGAUGGGCGGUGAUCUUGCUCAUUAACGAUUGCCUAGCCGCAGGCACGCGUAAACAGACGGUUGGUCGUGGGCGUCGCCGAUCAGAAUGCAUUAGGAUCGGGCUCAGUCUAGGGUUGGGUAGGGGCUGGCUGAGGACGGUAAGUGAGGCCGAAAUUCAUUCAGAUCCUCCCUACCUUUGUUGACAAUACAUCUUGGGCAUUUAUUUCCAUUAGCUUUGCAACCGUUUUUGCUGUCUUUAGACCGGAGAUCCAGGAAUAUCCGAAAUAACUGGCGCUUGAUACGUCUAUGACCGAUUCUGAUCAGCCCAAUCUCAGUGAUGUCUCACCUAGUACUUCUCCAUGCGCAAGGAUCAAGGGCAGUGGGUCUUGAGAUUUCAGCAUAUCCUCUUUACCCACGAAGGAAAGGGAAGGCUCUGGUGCAGCCUCUCCAUAUUUCGAGAUGUCCUCUCCUUCACCACCUUCGGGUGCGUACUGGCGUUCGAUUCGAGGCAGCAGCAACAGAGAAUUCAUAGGAUAGCCAUGCAAAAUAUUCCCAAACUACAUUCAUCGCCUUUCUGCAAUGAUGGAAGAAAUAGUUGCGGCGUAUUUACAGCGAAUACGAAACGAAAUACGACUGCGUCAUCUAAAAUAAAGGUUGUAAAAAACCGCAACGUUGCUCCCAUGCAAAUCCCAGCCUUCACAAUCACAAGGGAGAACUGCCAAGGCAAAUGCCCGAUAAAUACGGUUUUCGGAGACGAGUAAGAUGACAUGACGGGAUAGUGAAUACCUCAAAUGGCCUAAAAGAGUUCUGUCGGCAGCCUUUAUGAUUUGUGGCGCAUGUCUAUCUUAUGUGUUCAGAUAACCUUAGCAUGAUACGCCGCACUCUUAAGGUACUGGCAACAAGACUACUGGUAUGCAAAUGCAACCUUCUAUAUUAGCCCACGAUCUGGAAACAUGUCAAUUAAUGCCUUUUCGCCAGCACAAAUGAAAUACAAAGAUAUUACUAUUCAACUGGCAUGACCCAAACUGGGAUCUUGACUAAGUCAUAUAUUGGACCAGGAAUAUCCUAAAAAGUGGUACUGUGAUUGUUCAGGGCUUUUUUCUUGCUUUUCCCUAAUGCAAAGCUCGAAGCACAUGAGUGUGCUCAUGGUUGGUUAUCCCAAAUGGUUUUGAUCAACUGAUGUGUCUGGGAAAUAGGACUCUUAAGUCAUCUUCGUGUCAGUAACUCUGAAGAGGUUCCCGCAUCCUCAACACGUAGAUCCCCUUUAUUAACCGGCUCACAUGUUCUCUCGUGCAUCCAAAGCGUAACCCGCAAGGGAUCUGAUACAGCAUACUAUUGCCAUUUUCCCUUGCCCUCAACACUAUCCGACGAAAAGCCGUGUAAUUUAGGAUGGCUGGAUGAGGCGUCGCUUUUUGCUUCAUUUGGCUUACCCCUUUAUCGGUACCUAGCAAGAUCAAGUUCGGCACAUUCGAAGAAAUUCGAUAUAUGAAGGUAGUCUUUGGAGCUGGAGGCUUGCAAGGCUAGGCACUCUCGUCGUUAUGGUUUCUAUCCAGCACCGGAGAUCUCCUGAGUUUUACGUCACAAGCCACCUCCACCGGUCUUUUCAUGGAUGAGAUGACAACCGGGGUACCUGGAAACUUUCUGGAGGGAGGUCAAAGGGAAGUACGGGAGACAGGAACAGCGGUUGGUAUGUGGAGUAAGGGCGGAAGAUGAGUCUCUCAGCACCAACCUUCGACAUUAGUGUAUUUUCUGGAACACGCACCUGACCAAGAUUCAGCCCAAACUCUUGAACCCGAUACUUAGAUUUCUCGGUGUCGUUACUUACCAAAUUGUCAUGCUUCCGGUCUCCUGGCAUCUAACGGUUACAGACCACAGCUCCAUUUGUCAGACCUCUACUACUCAUUACAUAAUAUGCCACUGGCACUGAAGAUGCUUCCUUAGUUAUUUAUACACUGCACAGUUUUGACAUGCCUAGGAUGUCGAGGAGACGACUGAGAACCUAAAAGCUACUUGCGACACCUUUCUGGCGACCUCUGACGAGCUGAUUCGCCUUCUCACCUCAAACGGUCCCUCGAGCCAGACAGCAGCAUCAGCUGUUGCAAAACGUGCGAAGGCGUCCUCCGGCGCAUCCACAACUGACGGGCCGCAAUUUCUACCGGAUGCGCGAACACGGAAACCCCUCAUUCCAAGCAACCUUCAGACAGCCCCGGCACAGUUUAACGGCAAUAGUUUACCUUCUAGCCAAGAUGUUAGGCAAGUUAUUUUCUCCUCUGAUUUGUCCUCUUUUUCGUUUGCGGCUUACUUUCUUCACUACCUUUGGUGCUUUCGUAGUAAGUCGGCAAAAGCACCGGCUUUAAGCAACAGUUUGAGCGAUCACAUUUGAAGGGCCUGGUGUUAACCAAUGAACAGGCAGUGACAUCGUACUGGGUGGUGUUUGAGUUUGGCAUUCAUGUUUGAUGCCGCGCCGUUUCUAGUGCCCCUGCUGUCAUGCUUAGGUCUGGCGUCCUUGUACACACCUGACCUUGACAUAUAUGUGCCUGACCGGUAUCUUUUGCCUUUCUCGAGCUCCUGUCGUCUUGAUUUGCAUCGUGAUUCUUGACAAGGCCAACGUUGAUGUCAAUGAUGACGUCGACUCAAAAACUACAAAAAACGUUAGUGUUUUCGCACCCUGCUUUCCCGCACACUUUCUGCAGGCUAUUGGCUAGUUUGUGUAAAUUUAAUCGGCUAAUAAAGGACGCCUGAUCAUUUGCGAACGUUUCUUCAGGAAAGGCUGGACUAAUCAUGCUCACAAAAAUAGACCUUUAAUGACUCGGAUUUUACGUGUGUCUGGAAGUUGCCCAAAUUGACAAAAUUUGGAGCUAUGGUAACCUAGUCUCUAAUUCUGGGGAGGAGGAGGAGGUUGAAAACCGUUUGCCAUCAUUAACCAACCUAUCAGGUCACGACCAUUAACGCGUGAUGACUGUUUACAGCGCGUAGGCAUUAAUGUGGCGGGGAGGUAAGUUUUUUGGUUUGCGUGACCGAAUUCGCCGUGGCUUUGUCCUCACUCUCACUCUCGUCUUUUAGAGUUAAGAGUUGUGAUUUUGGGUUAGGCUCAGAACUUGGGGUUGGAGUCAGGGUUUAGAGUUUAUGGUUAGGAUUUAGGGAUAGAGCAAGUAUUAGACUUUGCUUUUAGAACAGAGGGUUGGUUUUUGGGCCACUGCACCCACUUCCUGCAACUUUCGUCUAUAGCUUCCGUCUGAUUGGUCACCUUCCUGGGCUGUGUAGGCUCAAUGACCUUGACGGGCCAAUCAACAUUAUCCUUCACGCAGUUGGUUUUUACUGGCUAUUUUGAGGGAAUUUCUUCAUUGAGCGCUGCUCUAACUGAGAUUUUGGUACCGAAUAAGAAAAACUAGCACAAUUAGUUUUACUACACUCACUUUUUCCUUAGCUCUCGUACAUCCUUCUCUGUCUUACCGUAGCCCCACCCGUAAAACCCCUGUUACUACGGUUCCCGUACUGGACACGCGUGGACUUCCCUAUAUCCUAGUAAGAUCUUGUUUCCGAGCUCUACCAAGCUUAGUUCUGAUGAGAAAGUGGGUUUUGCGUUUGCGUGACCAAAUUCACCUCGGGUUUGUUCUCACUCUCACUCUCCGAGUCAAGACAACCGAGCUGUGGCCUACCGAGCACGCAAAGUCUCAGUCUAGUCUGUAUCACGCGUCCGUGUGGCCAUCCUUUGGUUUCAGCGCUAUAGUCCAAUCCAGUCAACGCUUACAAAAGUCUUUUUUGAUUUUCAUUUUGGUCACUCUUGUGGGGGCUUUUUGGCAAAGAGCCGUCUGCACGCGUGACGUUGCUAUUGCCAUUCAUUAGGGUGUGGCUGCCCUCGACGUCAACGGUCCAUGACGAGUUAAACUGCAUCUCGCGGAUCUCUAGCGCCCUGUUUGUGGAGCCAUGGUUCUCAGUACAACGAUCGUCAGUUGGCAGUCCUUCAUGCCGCGACUUCUAGCGCUGCGUGAUGUUUCCGAGCACGUCAGAUGGUUUAUGGCGGAAGAAAAGAGCGCUGAGGAUCGACCUCACUCACUCUCUCACCUUUCCCGCGGACCAGUCUAUUGCCUCAGCCGCUCAACUAACCGAUGCAGAGAUUGGGCGAAGUUAUGAAUAACAGAGGUAGUAUGCAUUCCGAGACGAUAUAAUAAAAGGAGAAGGCUCGUCGGAAAAUCGAGGUAUACUCGUGAACUUUCAAGUCGGUUACACCAACACGUCGGCAGACGAAAUGGAAAGUGUGAGGGAGAUAAUCGCACUGGGGAGCUAUGGGGACAUCGAGGUUACAUCGGCAAGACAGACGUUUAUGUGUGGGGGUGAAGAAUGUGUUUGGAUAGGUGGCGGACGUUUGGGGAGGUGUUGAGGGUUUCACGCAUGGUUCACUCUUUGGGGGAGGUGCUGAAUCCGUGAUAUUCUACGUGGCCGAACAUGGAUUAGCAGUUGGUGUCUUAGGGUGGGCGUAAGCCGGCGAACCGUGAACGUAAGCCUUCGUAGUGAGCGUCAAAAUGGACAUGGCGGUUGAUGCUAUUGUUAUUGGAGUGCCAAGAUUCUAGAAACUCUCGCGCCCUUUUGGUGUUGGCACUAUCGAUCACUUCAAUCCCCUCCCAGUUGAGGCGAUAAUCACACUCAUGGACGUGCGCAAACACAAGAGACAAGGGGUCCCGUCGGCGGUUGGCCAACUUAUGUUCGUUAGUGCAGGUCCCAAGUCGUCGGCCGGUAUGCCCAACAUAAAUGCUAGAGGAGUUUGUACAUGAAAUACUGCUCCUUCGGUAUGAGGUCUUUUUCACGGGAUAAUGUCGUGCGCAAUGAAGACACCGAUUUGUGGGCGAUGGAGAUGCCGAACUGAUUUAAUUGUCGAGCGAUCGCUUCGGAAAUUCUCGGCAUGUAGGACAGUGAAUAGAAUUUCUGUGAUACACUGUAUCCGUUAGAGUCGACGCUUUGUGGUUUUUUUCUGGCGUCUGACGAUUAUCUCCCACACACCUUUCAUUUCGUCUGACGAAGGGUUGGUGUAACUGACUUGAAAAUUCAUGCGUAUACCUUGAUCUUCCGUCGAGCCUUCUCGUUUUAUUGGGAGAAGUGUCUGACGGAGCUGAGUAUGGCCCGUUGGCACGUGUGAAACACAAACACGACCCGGCUCACACCAAGAUUUACCACAAAAGUGGAUGGACUGCUCGAAUCUUACAUGCAUUAGAGGAGCCUCAUAGAGAGGGAGCCUAAGAACACCCUUCCAACAUGCGUGACAGGGGCCUGCUUUGCGCUUGUGGUGUGUAGUGUUCGACGAGGUCAUGCGUGAUACAUGCGCUGAUGGGAAAGUGUGUGUGGUGAAGUGGUCUUGCUUGUGGUUGCCGCAGACUUUCGUGAAAACGCUUGUGACCGAGUAGGCCCAUGCGAUUUCUGAAUAUGUAUGGGCAGUGCGGACAGUUGCGACGGUGGUAACUGGUGUAUGUUGGUGCUCCAAGCCCCAAUCCGUCGGUCUGUGCCCGAUGGAUUCACAAGAACGCAUCAGCUGAUUUUUAGUUAUGUUACUGUCUUCGCCAAAUGACGACUCUACUCUUCGGAAUGGAAAAGGCUUAAUAGUAAAAGUUUGCCAACCCUAAUAGUCUUCAUUUUCGAGGUUUUUAUUGCGACUUUUUUAAGUUCAUAACGGACCCUUUUGUUUUAUUGUUUGCAGCAAAGGCAAUUUUGCUGUUGCGAAAUACCUUUACCAUGCUUACUUUGUGCGCCAAAUUAGACAGUCGGGCUUACGGUUUAAUACCAUCGUCUAUCUAUCUUAAUUGCAGAUCGGAACCUGGCGAAGAUCACACCCCUACAGCGCCCGUCGGCGCAAAGACGACGAAGUCGGAGCGUAAAAUAAGCUCCCGGAAAAGUUCCGUCAACGAUGAUGGCGCCGCAGGUCGACUGACUAAUGGCACACUCCUCAAUGCUCAUCUGCGAUCCCUUCGUCUAACUCGUCCUUUUCAGACCUUCUUUUCUGUAAUGGAGUUCAGGUUAGUAGGAAUGGGGGUUUUACUCUCGGUUUAUUACUUCCUCCAAAUUUCCGAAAAAAUGGAGCUUCCCCUACUACUGGCUCUAACUUUCGAAAAACUCUAAACGACUUUUAGGACGAGCGUAUGUGACCAAGCCAUCACGCCACACCGUUUCUCGUCAUCUUGAUCUAGAGCUGUCUAAUGAAUCACCCUCUCUUCCUACACAUUCACGCGCAUGAAAGUUUGGCCGUCGCAAACAUCGCAUAUUCUACGGAAUGGGCUCAGCACGGCUGAUUUACGCGCGCGAAUAAAUUGAUAGUGAGGCUGACUUGCGCAGAAUCUGUCGCACUCUGUCUCUCUCUCUCUCUUCAGACAUUAACUCUCCAUUAAUAGCAAGACCGGUGGUGGUCGCGGAAACUGUGCCUGCCGAGGUCAAACAGUCGAUUUACGUGUGUCACACGAGGCCUGCCGACGUAGUUGCUUUGUCCGCAACUUCUUCCUUUUCUGCCACUGUCUCCGAUGAUGGGUUCAGGUGAGAAUCCGAAACGUCAGGCGAAUAAAGCCCUUGUGUCAACGACCGCCUCUUCUUCUUCUUCUUCUUCUGACCAAACAGUCCAUCUGCGUGUUUCACACGAGACCUGCCCCCACUCCAUGUGAAGGGGACUACUGCAAGGGCUGUUCGGAUUUCCUUUACGUGUGAAUGCCAUAAGGACCUAAUUGAGAAGGGACCACUGCGGUCCGAUCAGAAAGAUCGAGUUGUCUCUUCAGUUGGCAGCUUUCCAGCCCACGUCAGCCGAAAUAAUGAAAAACGUUUUUUUUUGGGGGGGGGGGGCGGAAGCCGUUGAACGCUGUUUAGUAUGUUUUUGUUCGUUUCAUGCUACGAAUUUUACGUCUGCUGAAGGCUAUCCCACAUUCUCAAUUUCUGCAUUUUUCUUGUCGGUAAGCGCAGUGUGCUUAGCUCGCUUGGUAGAUGCGGGGCGGCGUUAGUUUCUUCAGGAUAGGAGACGCACCCGAGGUUAAGGAAAGGACCGGAGGUCAGUCCGGACAAAUUGCAUGAUUCGUGUCAUUGUGUACUAAUGGCGCAGCAUCAUUGACCAAUCACGAUGCAGUUAACAAAAAAAGUGAAAAGCAAUUUGAUUAGCCUUCUUGCACGAAAGCCCGGCCGUCGUCUCCGAUGAUAUUCAUCGUAUGCGGCCCCGCGGAUUGGAGCCGGAGCUGCAAGAUGCACGUGAAUUAGUUUAUAGUCAUUGUAGACUUGCGCUGCAUCCACCUCACCCUCUCCUCCUCCUCCACCUGAAUCCGGUGUCCAGUCAAGAAGACCGGAGACGAGGGAGGUCGCAGGUGGCUGGCACGGCAAAAAUCCGCAACUAGGCAUACCACCACAUGCUCUGGCUCCACAACUGACACCAAAAAAGAAUUUUGCACUUGAAGACAAAGUGGUGGGGACAGCUUGAACACCAAUUGGUUCGACGGGAGCCUGCAACUGGUCCUGUUGACCUAUGCCAUGGUUGUGCAUUCCGGAUAUCGCCUGGCCGUUUGAGGGACGGAAUCUUACUAUCAGUACGCCAAUCACCUACACAAACACGCACACACAGGGGUUGACUGAGAGGUCUGCCUUGUACCGUCACUUGGCAACCUCCCAGGCAAGAAGGGUUAUCCCGUCUUGCUUGCUUAAAUAUCACGCGAUAUUUUGCGGGAAUGCUGACCAAUUCAUGAUGACCAACUAGGUGCUGCAGAUGGCAAGGAAAGUCUCAUGAGGUGCAGUAUAGUUAGUUCAGUGCAAAAAGAUCAAUGCAAAAAUAAGGGGUGCACAACGUUAUUCAGCGAAUUGAAGCUCCGCAAGACCCAUCGAAGCAACGCUAGUAUUUCUGUCGUCUUGUUUUUACCCGACUGCGCUAUGCGGCUGUAUUUUCUACUGUCCCGCAGGUUUUUAAGUAUCGGACUUGCUUUAAAAAAUUGGCGUCCUGAUGAACUGCUCAUUAUGCCUGAAUUUGACUCAUAGGCAGUAAUUUUCCUGGUGGUGGAUUGUCCGCGCGUGCACUUAAAGGUCUGCUUUUGACAUCUACCGUUCAGCUUGAGUCUGGAUCUGGGUACUAGAAUCUAUGAUUAUGUGCGGGCGACUGAUGGCAGUCCGGACGUUGCAAGGGAUGGGGUGACUUGCUCGCAAGCAUGUCUGUAGUGAAGCAAACUUUUGUCGCGUCUACCUUACCCUCAACUCUUACAGUCGCCCCUGUUCCAAUGACAGACUAAGCUCAAAAUAACCGGGAAAGGCUGUGGUUUCCGUGACCGAAGAAGCCAAAUUUUCCGUCUACCGUGACGCACGCGUUCUGGUAUUUACUACAAAUCUUUCCUGCCAACUUCGAAGGAGGUCUGACUAAUUUCCGUCGACCAGCAGUCUUCUUAGUUUCGAUAAAUAGAACGCCCUGAUAUUUCGACGCAUCCCAUUCGCCAUAGUGCUGCUUUGCCAUAAAGAUGGCUAUCUGGACAUCUGCCCCCUCUUUCCUUACCCCUGCCAUGCACCAAUGCCCUAUCCGGGUCUGCUAGCUAAGACGGGCUGAAAUUGGAGGAAGUAGCUGAAGUGGUUUAUGAGCAGCUUGAGCUUUUCACGCACGUGCUCGUCUCUCGAACCACAUGACCGACUUUGUAAAAACACACUUCUCACACAUGGGUGAUGUGUCGAUGCUCGCGUGCAAUAUUUUUCCCUUCGUUGCUGUACCGGCUAACUCAUGAAAUGUCAACCAAAAUCCCGAAAUGCGUUUUUGAUUCGAAGAGAUUAAUUAGGUAGGGUUGUAAACUUAAUCAUUGUGCGACAUAGUUCUAUAAUAAUUCAGUUAACUCAGGAUGCCAGCUUUCGAAUGAACUUCCUUCCGGCUGCAUGCAAAAACUACACUCUAGAAAAAAAUGGAUACUUAAACAGCAUGCAUUUUUCUUAUUGAAUUUUGAUGCCCCUAGAAGUCCAAUUAUAUUUCUUUUGCUCAUUUGCUAGACAAUUACGUCUUCUUCUAAUUUUAUGUUCGAAGGAGUGACAUGAUUCGGUUUUCGAAUUUCUCAAGUCCCGAAUAAUUGUGAACCUGCUCUAUCGCCACACUUUGAUUCAGGGUUUCGAGACUACGAGUCGUAUAUUUUCCGCGUACACAAAAAUCACACAUUUAUCUAAGAUAGUAAAAGGGGACCAUAUAUGGUUCAUAAAAUUAAGCAGUGGAUUUGAUCCAUACUGUUAAUUUUACAAGCCAUAUUGGUAAAUACAGAUGUAUGCAUUUUUGAACGGCCAUUUCACGGUAUUUAGGAGUCCUAUACGGAGAAACUUUCCAAAAAUCGGAUUAUGUCACUCCUUUGAGUAUAAAAUUGGAUGAAGACGUAAUUGUCUACUGAGUAAACAAAAGACUGAAUAUUUGUAUGCAUUUUUUUCCAUGAAAUAUAAUUGGACAUUUAGGGGUAUCGGAAAUCAAUGAGUAAAAUGCAUGCUACGUAUGUAGUCAUUUUUUACAGAGUGUAGUUUAUGUGUGCAGUCAGAAGGAAGUUCAUUCAAAAGCUGGUAUCCCGAGGUAAUUGAAAUAUUAUAGAAUGAUGCUGCAGGUUGACCAGUUUUACAAUCUUACUUACUUAGUCUUUGCGAAACGAAAACGCAUUUUUGAAUUUCAGCUGACAUUUCACGAGUUAGCGGGCUAACGCGUGACUGCCAUGUAAAUGACGUGUGAUGCUCAUCUAACUUUUGCCGUGUCAAGUGAAGGGACAGUUUGUUUUAAUUCAUUAUUUACGUGUGCGUGUGUGUGCGUGAACAGCAAAGUACUGCAGGGGAUCCUGGGCCCUACUGUCUCAGUAAUAAUAUACUCAGACGUCAGACCCGAACCGAAACAAGUUGUUAUAGUCUGAAAAACGUUUUUAUUGAUGAAACUGCAGUUUCUGCUGUGUGGUGUAGAAGGAGAUGUGGUCUUCUUGGCCGUACGACGGACGCAAAGGUGUCCGACUGGGUCAAUCUGGAGCGGUGGUUGACUGUUGAAGAAAUUACUCCGUUGUAUUACAGUUCCAAAUGUUUAUCGUUUCGUCUUGACCUCUGCUCUUCGGUUGGCAUCUAAAUGAUCGUUUCAGUCUUUCACAAGUGCACAAAACCUGUCGACUAUAUGUAUUUAUCGCUGUUUUUGUCAGAUUUGAAUAAUUCAUUUGACCCAAUUAUGGAAAACUCGGUGGUCUCGAUAAGAUUCUUAUCCGCCAGUAAUAGCAAAAAAUUAUUUAAGCCUCGUAGUCGUCUGGUGGAUUCCAGAUUGAUUGAUUGGGAAAUCCUAUUUGGGCAGCCAACUUACUGCAUCAUAUUUUGUGAGUUUCAUACCUUGCAGUAGGCUGGGCGGGUAACUUGGCCCAAAUGUGGUUAAAUUUAGGGCUCCCGGUAGAGCCUGGAAGCUGAGGUUGUCCGAUCGUUGCCUGUACUCAAGUCUUGCUUUUGCGGUCGUGGGUUUGAAUUACACUGAGGAACCAAAGUUUUUCACAAGUGGGUCAAAUGGAUUGUACCACGCAGAGGCAGAAUAUCGGUGAAACGCGUGUCUGGGCUUUUAGUUAGUAUCUAUGUCGGGAGUAAGGUUUACUACGUUUUCCAUGUACAUUUCAAACUACCCGUUGUACUACCUGUUUGUAGAAUGGGCAUUACGUUGUUAUUUUACAGUAAUUGAUUUUCUUCGACUCCAAUGUUUAUAUAAAUUUCGCGUCUGACCGUAAAAAGUCAUGUUCCCGAGACUCACCUCCAUGUCCUGCAUUGAGUAAUUUCUGAAAUUAAUCACUUAAUUAUUCUCUGGAGUCCAUAUACGAGAAACCUCAUAGGGGACGCUGGGGGACCCACUGAAGAGCCGAACCCCUCGCAGCUGUAUCAUGCAGCGACAGAAUAUCGGCGGAACACGUGUCUGGGCUUUUAGUUAGUACCUCUGUCGGCAGUACUGUGUACUACGAGCCAGUGGUUCCGUGGUUAGAAGCGUUGGAAUUUUAACUAACAGGUCGCGAGUUCGAGCCCCAGGUAUCCCACAAAUCGGGGUUGGAUAUGACUGACUGACAACGUCUAACAAGCCAGAAAUAGAAUAGGUUUCCCUUGUCUCUGUCGGUAACAACAUUCUGCCUUUACAUAUGUAUUUUACGUAAGCAGCUCACUAAAGUUGCAACAGGCCAGACGCAGACAGCUGUUUCACGGUGGUUACCGAUCAUCAAACGUCAUAAACCGUAUCAAAUGAGCUAUAUAAACAUGCCAAGUGGACGCGUCAACCUCAUUGUUGUGGUUAGGAUCUCGCUCUAUCUCAUUCAUUCAAGAACGGGCGCACACCGAUCCAUUGGCUUUCCGGCGUAAGCAAGCUUCGUAUGGUUGAUAGGGGUUAGGACCAGGCAAGCAUCUACCGGGCCACCAUAUAUUUAGAAAGUAACCAUCCCAUCUAUCACAAGAGGAGUUCUGUCUACAGUCUGCUAGAUCGCGGUAAAACACACUGCUUAGAUGAAUAAUGCUAUCAAGUCAAUGUGAAAUACCUCUUCAAUUUAUUUUUCUACAAUGGAUGCUCAUGUGACCUUGUGCGUAAGUGCAUGAAUGGCAUUUUAAGCACUAAGGCCACCCAGGCAACAAAAUCUUCUACCUGGUGAACUGUCUCAUAGGUUGAAAACGUAUCUGGCGCCUGCCCAAUAAGGAAGGGCAAUGCGCUCAGAUGAGACAUAUACCGAUCAGCAUACUGACUUAAAAAACCACAUGCAAAUUUUUGAAGGCAUGCCAUGCUGAGGGCAUAAAGAAAUGCACUCAACGCGAAUUGACACAGGCUUCGGCUAACUGUAGAAUUACUUUUAAGGUAGGUUAAUUAGUUAACGUUUUUACGCAUGUCCCCCAUAUAUACAAAUUGGAACGCAGGCAUCCCAAAAAAUAUAAUUGGAGAGCAAAUGCGUUCUUCAGGAAAAGUAGAAAAUUGUAUUAAGUAAGUUUUUGCCGUUGGUUCCCAAGGUCGUCUUCAGACUUCAGGAAAUGUGCACAACACAAUUAACAUUUUAAACGUGCUGAAAAAUCGUUUGACGUUUGCGCCAGUAAACGGCCGCUUGCGCGUCAUUCAGUAUUGAUUGGCCCUCUUCUCUUCCGCUUUUUACUGAGAUUUUUGUACGUGGAAUCUAACUCAAUGUGUCGAUUGAUGCAUGAUUCAUCGGAGUGCAUGGCCUCGAGAAACUCUCGACCUUCUUUAGAGGAGCGAAUUCCGACAGCGCGAGUUUUGUCCCAUGCGAAGGUGUGUCCAGUAUCUUAAGCGGAGGGCCAUUUGCGACAAGUGGUUUCGCCAUCGGCGGACGCUUACUGGCGCAAACGCCGAAUGAUAUUGAUUUUUCAGCACGUUUGAAAUGUUGUUUUGUGCACAUUUUCUCAAGUCUGUACUUACCGCUCAAUGACCGAACAGUCCGAGUUCGAAUCCUAGGUUGUCCAAACCUGCAGUUGGGUCUGGUUAGUGUUGGGAGUGCCUAAACUUCCAAAACUAGAGCCAGCCAAUCACUAGAGGCCACGUGCGUUUUCUCUACAGCGCUGUCAUCUUGAUCGUGGCGACUCUAUUAGCCUUGCCCCUCGGGUUUGAUCGACCUGCGUAUUCGACUUAUCGACCAGCUCGUCUGGAAGGGCAUUGGGUCGAAUACCGGCGAACCACAGUAGGCCGUUAUAAAUAUGCGUUACUUCCAGUUAAUCCUGACUUUCAGUGCUUUUCUAAUGCACUUUCCGUGGCCGGCCUUGUUUUUUUUUGUCUGAUGCUUUGGUAUUGGGAACAAGGGUCGAGUUCGUAUAUGCUCCACGGGCUUCCAAGUACCAGACGGGUCAUAACAGUUAGUGACGUCUAAUUAGUCAGAAACGAUCAUUUGUGACCCAUUUAUCCUUGUUGGUCUUGCUUGUUGCAUAUGAGGCACAUACGUGUUGCGAAGCUAGGUAUGCCUGUUCUUUAAUCAAGAUGCAUCAGCAAACUCAAGUCGAAUAUGACCUCAUACCUUUGAUGAUUAUUCAACUGGAAAGAACCCUCGGAGUGAGUCCAUUUUAUGGUCUUUGUUUUUGUUGGUGCCUUUUUUCCUAUGUUCACACGUUUAUUCCCGUACGGAGCUGGGAUUAAUCGAGUUGUGUGGUGUGGGAUUAACUUUGGCUUUGUGUUUACUGAAGUUCUCUUUUCUUCACUCCUGUUUCUCAGUUUUGAGGACAUUCCACCAGCCGUCACCAGCGACCGCCUCAAGGCCGUGGAGUUUUUGGCCUCGUCUCGGAGCCUGUUGAAAUUCUUUAACAUCCUCGCCACAACUGACGAGGCUGGCCAACCAGUACUCUCCCGUCUUGGCAGUCUUCAGACAGUCUACGCCGAUGUUAUGGGCAAUAUAGUGCGCCUGGAGUUGGCGGUGAGUACGUUGUGUGAGGAAAAGAAAAGCAUAUUUUCAAGGGUAAGCAACGGCUCUUCGAGGAAGAGUUCCACCGGGAGCGUCAAGAACCAGCCCUCAAACGUUAGCACCGCCAAUCUCAAGUCUCUGGAGAUAUCCCUGCAAGACAUCUUAUCGGCCGAGUCGCAAGCCGGUCGAUGUCGCAACAUUGGGUCGGCGUACUUUGCAAUGCUUUGGCUCUGCAGGUCUGUCUCACAGAAACCAAAAUGAGCACUGCUGCAUUCGGUGUUUAUUUUUCACACAUAUGCAAACAAUUGGACUUUUUUUUCAAAAAUAAUCCUAUACAUCAAUUCUGAAAAAAUGCGGGGAAAUAAUGACUAGAUUUCCACUUUUUGUGGACUUUUACAUUCGCGCCGUAGCUCUUGGAAAGCAACUUGGUCUUAUUUUUGCGGAAAAUCAGAAUGCAGUGUUAGUGGAAAGGCUUUCUAGCUGACAGACGUAAAAUGCACGGGAUUUCGUGCGAAGUUUUGGAAAAUAGAACACCUUUGUUUCAAAGGGCUGCCUCCGAGGUUUGAAUAUUCGUAUUAUUCGGCAUCUUCUGGUUUUUAAGUUUUCGUCAAAAACUGACAGGAAUAUUUUUUAACCUCCUUCGGAUGAUUCGUAAGCUCCUGACCAUUCCUCCUGCCUACAUUAGGAGAAAUGACGGAUUUGUUUUCGCCAGCUCGACCUGAGGAAAUGAAAAUUCGCUCUUUAUUUCAAUAAAUUCAGCAACCUCGCAUGAAAACCACGAACGGGAAGCUAGCACACUACCUUUUAUCUCCAGAUCACGUCACUCCUUCCGCACGUUUGCCAUAGCAAACUCACCGAGAUACUUGGCUUGUUGAAACUAUACAGUUUAAGAUUAGUGUCGGACCAUCUCAUGCAAUUUUAACCGAAAUUAUGAAAUGCGUUUUCCGUUUAGAGGGUUUACUUAGGUGGGAUUUUACUGUUGAUUGUCAUGCAGCAUAAUUUUCUAGAUAUUUCCGUCCCGGCCGGAUACUGACUUUCGAAUGAGGCUACCUCCGGUCACCCACAGAAAGUACACCCGCUUCAAAAGGACUGAUUUAAGAACAUGAAUGUUCUCGUUGAAUGUCAAUACCCCUAUUAGCUCAAAUAUAUUUUUAGCAAGCCUGCAUAAAAAUAUUCUUUAUUGAGCCCAUUUAAUAGCAACUCGCGUCUUAUUUACUUUCCACUCUUUAAGAGGCGAUAUCUUUUGCUUGAGAAAAGUAUGUAUUUGUGAAAUUCUUUAAAACCACAAAAUGUCCAUUCGCAAAUAGAGACAUCAAGACUCGGUGCUUGCGACCGAGCGGCUGUAUACCUUGCAUCUGCAUUAUGCAACGACAGCAAAUUGUUGGAAUGUGCCUCUGGGUUCCUAGGAAGUGUCUCUGAUGAGAAUAUGGUAAGGUUAAGUUCUGCCUAGGUGACCGUCCUAAUGGUGGCACUACUUCACACGCAUUUGGUCGACUGCUGUAACGUCAGCUGUUCCUUAUUGUGACCAUUCAUUAUUUUAACUGAUUUUUUUAAAAUUAUUUUACACAGGAGGACUAGCAGGUCGUGUAGCCCGAUUGAUAAACGCGCAUGUCGCAUAGCUAAUUACGUACAUUAUACAAUCCGGUCUUUAUUCUUUCAAGUUCAAAUUCCUGGCUUUCAUAAGACAGGACUUCCAAUCACUGAUAUUAACCCUAUGUUUGGUAUACUGUUCAUCGAAUUGCUUGCUUUUCCCCUCUGGAAAUUUUAGGGCUCUCAACUUUGCGACUGACUUCAUCUCGGGGUUGUUCGCAGACUACACGACAGCGGGCGAACCGUCGGGUGCCGGGAUGACCACUCAUGUGCAGACAGCCGCUACAAAUGCCUACGCCCGAACCCUGCGCCCCUUCCACGAUUGGACACUUCGAAACACCGCAAUGGUAAAACACCCUGAUGUCUUUAUAUGCUUCUUGCAUUGGUCUUUUCUUCGUAAAAAUGUAUCCGGUUUCCCCGCCAAAUGGGCCACCAAGCGGGCUUUCGUCUUCCCAAGUACCAGUUUGCAUGCGCAUUCAAUGCACUCGCUUGAUCACGUGUAGUAACACUAGCUAGGUAUUCAGAAGCCGUUCACAGCCAGCGGGCAUCCGUUGAGCGACCAUACAAAGGCCAAGUCCAUCGUCAUUCGCAGACCUACGUCAACGCUACUGGCGGAUGACGCGACUGUGAAAAUCGGUUUCGAUGUGGUGGGUCUCAUCCGCAGAUUCUAGUGUAACCACCGCUAAAAAAACAAACUAAUCGGGAAAUCCAGUCAACAAGUGCUGACACGAAUGAUUUAACAGCUAAGGCAGAAUAGAAAAAGUUAAACAGCCAGUCCUGUUUCUCCUGAACCAUUUAAGCUACAAAAACGCCGUUCUCUGUAUUUAUUCAUGAGGAGUUUAUUUCACUGUUAGUUCGAUCUUUCUUCGACAGUACCUGUAAACUGCCAUUAAAUAUAAGUAUUAUUACUAAAAGGCAAUCAGGAGGUCAGGGGUCAGAUUCUAGUUCUGUCAGGUGCUUAGGGAGGGAGAGGGAGAAGGUAUAUGGCGAUUAGCCGUCCCUGCUUCAUCGCUGUAACGCGACGUGGCGGGUUUGAACACAUACGCUGGGUUUGUUUUUGCACAGGGGAGCCGUAGCGUUUGUACAAACGCUUUUUGCGAGCACAGGGCAGGGUUAGCUAAUCGUAUAGCCACGGCUUCUGCGUCGCAAGUAUUCGCAGACGCCGGAACUUGGAGUGCCUCGCCGACACUCUGAAGAUGACUCGAAGUGCCUGGUUGACGUCCACUCGGUGGCCGCUGUGUGCACGACGGACCUAGGUGACGGCUGAGAGAGCUACAACCAGCAAGCGUCCUCUCAGUCAGCUAUCCUAUCGCCGUGCUUGUGGUUUAGGUAACUUUUGCCAUUACUCGAGCGCGGGCUGGAGCUUUUGCGCAGUUAAACAAGGUGCAGCCUUCGGCUGUCGCGACGCGAGCCACCCAUGUAAGAGUAAAUCGUCACCGCCAGCGCGGCUUGUUUGAAUGAGCCUUGAUUACUGUCAGAACAUCUGAAUGAGUUGGGUUUCCGUUAGCAGCAACACUCAAAUUGCUUGUCGGCGCUAGUACCAUAUCGUGGGUGCGGCGCAAUUGGAGCUUAGUCAUGAAAGUGCGAUUUCCCGAGGUAACAUAUUCAAGGGCGGGAGGGGCUGUGAGGAGGAGCAACAGAAGAAUUUUGCGCACUGUUCACGCCAUAGACGGCAAAGGACUGGCAUACGCAGGAGGGGGCCCAUACGACGGAGUUCGGACACGCCGGAGAACAUAGUAACGCACUUCCAAGCCCGGGUGUGCAUUCGGUGUCUAGUGUGCGCCAAUCACAGCGGACGCGUUACGUAAGCAGACCUGUGCGCAGACUUGAUGGUUGUAGAAUUCGUGGCAAGAUCCUGUUUCGUAGACGUACCUGGUAGAAGUUAAGCCGGGGCUUUUCUACUGCAGGUGCGACUACGAAAUAAGAUCUGACCGGAUUCGUCACUUACAACGUUAAGGUGCACAAACCGUUUUUUGGAUUAAUGUUCCCGCCCCCUCUUUCCACUUGGAGGCAUCAGAUCUGAUGUUGUUUAGUGUGCCUGGGGAGUUUUUCUCUCAAUACGUCUAAAUUAUUGUAAAGAAUAUCGAUCUUCCAAAAACGGCUUUUGCCUGUUUCACCAUUACUGGUCUGCCAUUCAACACAAAGGGUAGCGUGGCCCAGCCUAUGCUUGAGCCUAUCCUCGUCCUUAUACGAAGGUUUGACUGUUGGUUUCGACUAUGUCCACCUCGUGCUCCACAGCAUGACGGUACAGGGACGGUGACUUGCGCGUAAAAUGCUUUAAAGGUAUAGCUCACUUGCGCUGCAUCUACCGCACUCCCUCCUCUCCCUCCCCCACCUGGGCCCGGUGUCAAGACAGAGCCAAGAAGCCUGGAGGCGUGAGAGGGUUCAGAUGUUCGGCACGGCGAAAACCCACAUUAAGGCGUAGCAUCACAAACCCGCUUCCCCUUACCAUACGAUGGAGACCACCAGGUGGCAAGUCACUGGAAAACUGUUUAUGGCCCAUCUGGUAGACCCCGUCUAUGGUUCACCUGCAAUGUGUGCGUGCGCCUGUUUGUGUUUCUGCACCGGAGUUACGACUGAUUAUAUCAUGCUGGAAGAGGACGGAACGGUCUUGCAUCAAUUUGCCCGCAUUCUCUGUCGUCACCCCCCCCCCUCUCCCUACCACUUUUCCAGGUGAUUAUCCAGUCCGUGCCGGCGUUUGAACGAAUCAAGAGUAUCCUCCUGCUCAUCGAUGACACGGCGCCCUCAGCAGGCCUGAUGCAGCCCUCGGCAGAGGCGCUGGCUCAACUGCAGUUGGAUGCAGAUCGCUACGCCGUGGCAUUAAGACGCUGCCUCCAGGUGGUCCACGGCAUGUUCCUCCGACUCGGCCUUGACCCCAUUUUCUGCCCACAGACCGACGUUUCUGCCAUUGGUGAUGAUCUGAAGGCAGCCCCGUCGGUCUCCUAA